Molecule: messenger RNA, 906 nt
Organism: Pyricularia grisea
Lineage: Eukaryota; Fungi; Ascomycota; Sordariomycetes; Magnaporthales; Pyriculariaceae
Exons: 3
Coding region: 1-906 (301 amino acids)
Molecular function (GO): oxidoreductase activity, acting on the CH-OH group of donors, NAD or NADP as acceptor
Source: RefSeq, a predicted model, not a curated record
AUGACCGAGCUGUAUUCACUCAAGGGCAAAAACGUUGUCAUAACCGGGGCAGGAGGGUACAACAUCGGGACUCAGACGGCGAUCCUGUUCGCCAAAAGCGGCGCCUCCACCCUCCUCCUUUCGGACGUAUCGCAGUGCGCCCUAGAUGCGCUCCGCUGCGCACUAGCCCGCAACGGGGCCUUCCCUGACAGCACCUUCAUCUUCCACGCCUGCAACGUGUCGGACGAUGGGUCAAUGGCCGAUCUGUUCAGCCAGCUGGACCCCCUGGGCGGGCCGGACGUAGUGGUCAACAACGCCGGUGUGUUCCCGACGUCGGCGGACGGCGACGCCAUCACCUCGACACGUGCCGCCUGGGAUACCACGUACCUCGUCAACGUCCUCGGCACCUGGCUGGGCCGCCGAUACGCGGUGCUGGCCAUGCGCCGCCACGCCAAGCCGCGCGGCAGCGUGGUCAACCUCGGCUCCGUCGCCGGACCUAUCGGCAGCGCCAUAGCCCAGCUGGCUUACACCUCCAGCAAAGGCGCCGUCGCCGCCAUGACCAGGGAGCUGGCUAUAGUCCACGCCCGGGAGUCCAUCCGCUUCAACUGCCUGUGUCCUGGUCCAGUCAACAGCCCGAUGCUUAACCACUUCCUCGACGGGCCAGGCGACGAGGAGGAGGAGUCGGCGGAGCUUGGAGGUGAACCGAACUCUGGCUCGAAGAGACGAAGGCGUGAGGUGCAUCUUCCCCAAGGUAGGUGGGGUGAUAGCGUUGAGGUCGCCGCGGCGGCGCUUUUUCUGGCCGCUGAUGCCAGCGCCUUUGUGAAUGCGAUUGACUUGGCUGUGGAUGGCGGCUUGACAAAGGCAUUUGUCACUCCAUUAGGACCACCUUCUGCCGCGUUUAUCCCAAACUUUUCUGUUUCGCCAUAG